UUUAUUUGGUUUAAAUCCGAGUGCUCGUUAUGAAGAUAUUAUGUUCUAAGUCUAAAAAAGAAGUCAAACCUAUUCAGUUGAGCGGCACUGGUUUUUUUGUCUAAACAACUUGCCCGCCAGCAAGAUACUGACGGCGUCUUUAUUUUCAAUUUAACUCAUUACAUAGCAACCUUUUUUAAAUUUAAAUGGCAACAGAAGUUAUAAAUUUGUUGGCAAAAACAUAUUGCAGCCCUAUUACAUUUAACAGCAUGUCAGUAUUUUGUUAUUUGCUAACAUUUAAAUUUAUUGACAGCUCAACUAUCAUGUGGCAACUUAUCGGCUAAACGCGUUUUUGGUAUUUUUUCUAUUUAUAUCGAUGGUUGGCAACUCACUAUUAAUGAACAUUUCCGCUUCCCAGGUCUGGCGCAAAUGUUACGAAUUCGGGAGCAUCACGGGCAUCUUCCAAACCGCUUGCUCAUCAUGGUCAGUAUUGCCGUCGCGGGAACUAUGUUUUUAUGCCCCAUAAUUUAGUAGGAGAGGCAUCUCUCGAAGGCUACGCAUCACGUUCGGCCUGCAUGCACGCUUUAUUGGGCGGCCGCAGCUGUACGAUAUUUCAACUCCAUAGGAUUGGAUGGCCUGAAUGCCACGGAGGCGAUAACAGCAUGCUGGAUGGAGCCCACUCAGAGCUGUUGGGCCAUUGUAUACCCCGCUUGGUUGGGCGAUGCCGAUGCCGUCGCUCACCCCAGAUUUAGUACAUGGCUCAUGGACCGUCUGGGCGUAUUAUCUUCUUGAGUUGGAUAGCCUGGAUAACAGGCCGGAGACGAUACAGAAAUGCUGGAUGGAGCCCUCUCAGAGCUGCCGAGCUAUUAUCGACUCAAAGCCGUCGCUCAUUCCAAGUUAAGCACAUCAUACGGCAGGCCGUCGUGGAGCACCACGUGGAAGCGUCGUGGAUUGGAGCAUCUGGCAGCGCCUCUCAAACGCCAUACCAUUUGCAGGUCAGCUGGCUCAAGCGGUCGCAAAAACGCAUCAUGUCGGCUUCUCAGUGUUGGAUGGCCUGAUUAACAGGCCAAAGGCCAUACAGGAUGCUGGAUGGAGCCCACUACAGUGCCCAGAUUCAGUAGGUGGCUCAGUAAACCGUCUGAGCGUAUCGUAUUCUUG
This is a messenger RNA of Drosophila virilis, 1137 nucleotides long. NCBI's taxonomy places the organism in Eukaryota, Metazoa, Arthropoda, Insecta, Diptera, Drosophilidae. The record is from RefSeq and is a predicted model, not a curated record.